Messenger RNA from Pseudomyrmex gracilis, 4579 nucleotides. It is a transcript of the gene E23, whose product is annotated as ABC transporter G family member 9. Bases 1934 to 3961 code for a protein of 675 amino acids. The transcript is spliced from 13 exons. The record is from RefSeq and is a predicted model, not a curated record. NCBI's taxonomy places the organism in Eukaryota, Metazoa, Arthropoda, Insecta, Hymenoptera, Formicidae. Gene Ontology annotation, molecular function: ATP hydrolysis activity; ATP binding; ABC-type transporter activity. Gene Ontology annotation, cellular component: plasma membrane.
CGGUCCGUGCCGCGAAAUCACCACUCGGAUCGGAUCGGAUCACAAGUAAGAGACAGAUCGGCGAGAUACGACGGUGCAUGUACGCAUUACAACAACACAACAACCGGCCGACGCGGUCUCGUCGUUUUACCUUAAACCGGAACGCCGUGUUAAAGCUGCGAGAUAAUGUGAGAAAUUUAGUUUAUAAACUGAAAUAAGUAUCGCGGCGGUUAGAGUUCGAAAGAGAGAGUGUGUGUGUGUGUGUGUACGAAAAAAAAAAAAACAUCCGUGAGAAGUUAAAAGAGAGAAAAUAUCGCGACGAGAGAAUCGGAAAAAGAGAAAUAAAAAAGAACGGUCGUCGGAUAAUUUAACACAGAGCGAACAAAACAGCGCGUCCGAGAGAGCAGCGUGUAGUGAUCAACGGGGAAGUCGUGCGAUAUAUCGAACGCCGCGCGAUAAAAGCUGUAAAAAUAAUUCCGGCGACGAAGGGGUGGAACGAACGGAGCGGAGGAGCGCGAGAUAUAUACGCGAAUCGGCGAGAAUAGAAUUUCGCGCCGAUCCGUCCGAUAAAAAAACUCGACGAUCCCGCGAGGGAUGAAUAACCGGCCUCGACGACGAGCGGCAUGUAAUUCGGCCCGAGGAGCUGGAAUAUGCUAUUAACCACCGAGCGGAGCGCCGGCGAUGUUUAUGAGAGCGGGGGAGGAGCGCGGAGCAAAGGAAGCUAAUAAACUGGACAACUUCACGCGGCGGCAACUUCACGCGACAGGUGCGAGUUAUUGCGGCGCCGCCGCCUCUUCUGCAUCGCGCGGUGCACAAUUGUCAUUAUCCUCUGACCAAGUGCGUGUCGUCGUCCAGAAACAUCUCCCCGUCGUCGUCGUCGUCGUCGUCGUCGUCGUUGUCUAGAGGAACAUUUGUAGCACGACUCGCUUCGAAGAUCGCAAGACGGAAAGCAGAAAGGAAAGGAACAAGAAAAGAAAACGCCUGUACGGAUCGCGUGUCGAACGAAGAAGCGACAGCGAGUUGAGAACAAUAUUUCUCGUGAAACUUUGUGAUCCAUAUUUCUCUUGCCUACAUUCGUUCUUUCUCGAGUGUCCCGUUCUCUUCGACAAAGUUCGACAUCGAAAAAUCGUCUCUCCCUCUCUCUCGCGUGUGCGCGCGCGCGCGCACGCCCGUCUCCCUUCUUUAAUGUAUAUGUCCACGAAUGCAGAUCAGGUCUUGCGCGACGCGAGAGACGGGUCAUAAAGUUCUGAUCUCCCGAAGACUGAUCGGCUCUGUCAGAGCCAUCUCGAGAGCUUUCUCGAUAUCCGACCGAGAAAAUAAGACCCCUCUCGAGGUGACUAUCACGAUCUAACGAUAGACGCGAUCGCGCAGGCAGCGUUUAGAAUCCCGUCGUCCGCGCUCUUCGAUCGAACCUUUCCCGAUCGUUCGCGCGCUCAGAUUGAUCGACCGCGAGACGAGAGAUCGGUCACAAGGAAUCGCAACACACACCUCGCCCGACGUUCUCGCAGAUGUUGAGAUCGAUCCUCGAUAGGACGCAGAACGACGCAAUCAAGAUCCGAUCGCCGAAGAAUCGUUCGUCUUUCCCGGUUCGGAUUUUGCUCGGUGUUUCUCUCCCGACGAGAGACGACUUCGUUCGCGCCGCGUGAGAUCGUGUAAUUUUUAUCGCGGGGUAUUAGCGCGAGUUACAUCGCGAGUCCGCUUCUAUUGUCCACGUAACCGUGCGUGAGGAUGCUAACAUCGUCGGCGUCGUGUGCGCGUCCGUGCCGAGAAGCAACCCUUUCGUUCUGAUUGUUCAAUGAACGUGACGACUCGGUGCCGGGAAAGUGAGGCUCUGAUUAAAACCGUGUGCGGUGCAGGCCACGUCGUUGACGCGCUACGUAACUCAGGUGGCGAAUCGCCCCGACUAGAAGACCGAGAGGCGGCCAGCUGUUAAUCGGCAGCCACCGCGGUGGACAUGAUUAUUUCAAAGGAUCUCUUCCUCCUUGGCGACCAGGAUUAUCUGCGCCUUCCCGUCAACGAGAAGCGCCAGCAACGGGCAAUGGGCCGGCCGAUCAUCAAUGCUCCCAGAGUGGAAAGCUCAGCGCUGCAGUUGGUGUGCCCGCUGGAUUCUCGUCCGGUGCAGCUAAUCUUCCGAGGAUUGCAGGUGGUCAAGGAGAAGCGAGCGCUUCUUCGCGACGUUUCGGGAGUCGUCAAACCCGGCGAAUUAUUGGCCGUUAUGGGCCCCUCAGGCUGUGGUAAAACAACACUGCUGAACUGUUUGUCCGGCCGUGUUGGCGUGGACGCAGGCGAUAUCUGGCUGAAUCGCGAGAGGCUCACCAAACGGUGGCGCAGAAGAAUCUGCUACGUACAACAGCAGGAUGUUUUUUUUCCCGAUCUCACUUUGCGGCAGACGCUCGAGUACCAGGCGCGGCUCAGGCUUCCGGACACGCUCUCACACUCCCAGAAGAUGCAGUGCGUGGACCAUAUCAUCGAGGUUCUCGACCUCGCGGCCUGCCAAGACACCAUUAUCGGAGAUUACACGAAACGAGGACUUUCUGGCGGUGAAAAGAAGAGGACGAGUAUAGCCUGCGAAUUACUCACGAAUCCAUCGUUAAUGUUACUUGACGAACCCACGAGUGGACUCGACUCGCACUCGGCACAGGCAUUGAUCUCGCGGUUAAAGAAGUAUGCCGAACAGGAGGGCAAAAGUAUCGUAGUGACGGUGCACCAACCUAGUUCCAGGAUGUUCCACAGUUUCAGCAAACUCCUCCUCCUGAGUCGCGGUCAGGUAGCGUACUACGGUUCGACGGCGAAUAUCAGCAGAUUCUUCUCCACGAUAGGGCUUACGUUGCUGCCGAAUUACAACCCCGCAGACUUCAUCCUGGAACAAAUAAAGGGACCGGAGGAGGUUCGAGAGCGCAUCGUUGCCGCGGCGAAGGCAGCAAGACAGGGACCUGACUGCCCACCGGAACUUCGUACGGACUAUAAUCCCAGCCAACAUCCGCUCUCCGACCAUCUCUUCCAUUAUCACGAGCACCACAUCAGCCACAACGUGAAGGAAGACGAAGGCCGUACGUUAUGGUUGGACACACAAAGCCACGCCAGCAGCAGCGCGAGUUCUGCUGAUGACGACUAUUCCUGGCAAUGGCCCACCAGCUUCUGGUCGCAGUUCAAAGUAUUAUCGGAGAGAAAUUUUCAAGAGGCGAAACCGCGGAUGUUGUCGCGUUUGAACUGGCUGCAAACGAUAGCUCUAGGAAUAUUGGCCGGGCUUUUGUGGCUGAGGCUUCCCAGAACCGAAACGGCUCUCCACGACAUCCAAGGGUGGAUGUUCUUCAGCACCACGUACUGGAUGCUCUUCGCGCACUUCGGAACUCUCACCAGCUUUCCCCCCGAGCGCGAUGUGAUCAACAAGGAGCGCUUGUCAGGAUCCUACCGGCUCUCGGCCUAUUAUCUGGCGAAGAUGGUCGGCGAGUUACCGCUGACGAUAACGCUGCCCGCAGUCUACCAUGUGAUUAGUUACCCGAUGCUGGGCUUCCGCAAUGUGACCGUCUUCUUCACGCUGCUCAUGUUCCUGCUGCUCAACACCGUGGUCGCGCAGAGCGUCGGAUUUUUCGUCGGCGCUUGCUGCUUAGAUAUGCAGGUGAGCAUCACCGCGUCCGCGCUCUACACGCUGGCGACGCAGCUCUUGGGCGGAUAUCUGGCUACGUCGGUGCCGCCGUGGUUAGCGUGGGCCAGAUACGCGAGUAUGGUGCACUACGCCUAUCAGAACAUGCAGAUUGUGGAAUUCGACAUCGGCGAACCCAUCACAUGCUCGCAGCCGAGUAAAUUCGCCGAGUGCAGAAACGGCACGACGAUACCCGUUUCCGCGAUUCUGGAGAGUCAAGGCGGGGUCAGGGGUUCCGGACUACCAAUCUGGGCGAACACGGCGGUGCUUCUGGCAUUCCUGAUCGUUUUCCGGACUCUGGGCUACCUUGUCCUGCGUUAUUACCGCGUACCAAAAUGAGCGUGCCGAGAGAAAGAUAGAGAGAGAGUCGCGCGAGUAAGCGCGCAAAUUUCUCCGCGCGCUUUCGCGGGAUUUUAUUGUCGUAGAAUUAUUAACCGCGCUGCGUCGCCGUAGUGUGUUGUCUCGAACUGUUGUCUUGGGAAAAUAUAAACGGCGACACGUACGAAAUACGUUUCGUCCUCUUCGGAGAAUUCUCUCGCCCUCUCCCCCAAGGCUGUCGAAUGUCCUUGCGUUUUUCUAUCCGGCCGGGACGGGGGGAGGGGAUUCCGCGAAGAGAAUUCGUGUGGGCGCGAAUCGUUGUUUCACGCCGUUGUCACUUUUCCCGAUUAAACGCCGCGCAUCGAAAAAUGUGGCUCACACAACGGGAGAGAUCCGUAUGAGAGAGACACUUUGCGAAAAAAAACCAUAUAUUUACUGUACAUGUUGUGAGAGAGACUUUACACCACCAAUAAAGAAGCGUGUGCGUGUGAAUGUGGAUGGAGCGUGAGCGAACGAGACAUCGUUGUUUUCUCGUUUUGCGGCAAGAAGGGUAUAUAUAAUAGUAGAGAAAUUCGACGCGGUAACCGCCGCGCCGCGAAAUCCGACUGAAUUUUUACGAUGACGAUGAAACCUUUAUAU